Messenger RNA from Tachyglossus aculeatus (Australian echidna), 2724 nucleotides. RefSeq names its product BRMS1 like transcriptional repressor (gene BRMS1L). Gene Ontology annotation, cellular component: Sin3-type complex. Bases 40 to 1032 code for a protein of 330 amino acids. The record is from RefSeq and is a predicted model, not a curated record. Gene Ontology annotation, molecular function: histone deacetylase binding. NCBI's taxonomy places the organism in Eukaryota, Metazoa, Chordata, Mammalia, Monotremata, Tachyglossidae. Gene Ontology annotation, biological process: negative regulation of transcription by RNA polymerase II. The transcript has 10 exons.
UCCCCGGCGGCCGGCCGGCCGGCCGGAGCCCCGCCCAGGAUGCCGGUGCAUUCCCGCGGGGAUAAGAAGGAGACCAACCACCACGAUGAGAUGGAGGUGGACUACGCGGAGAACGAGGGGAGCAGCUCGGACGAGGAGGACACGGACAGCUCGUCGGUGUCCGAAGAUGGGGACAGCUCCGAAAUGGAUGACGAAGACUGCGAGAGAAGGAGAAUGGAAUGCUUAGACGAGAUGUCUAAUCUUGAAAAACAGUUUACAGAUCUCAAAGAUCAACUUUACAAAGAACGUUUAAGUCAAGUGGAUGCAAAGCUACAAGAGGUCAUAGCUGGGAAAGCGCAAGAAUAUUUGGAACCCCUGGCAACUUUACAAGAAAACAUGCAAAUCCGAACAAAGGUAGCAGGAAUCUAUAGAGAGCUCUGUUUAGAAUCUGUAAAGAACAAAUAUGAAUGUGAAAUUCAAGCUUCUCGCCAGCACUGUGAGAGUGAAAAGCUGUUGUUAUAUGAUACUGUACAGAGUGAGCUAGAGGAGAAGAUCAGACGACUUGAAGAGGAUCGACACAGCAUUGACAUUACCUCAGAGCUAUGGAAUGAUGAGCUUCAGUCAAGGAAAAAAAGGAAGGAUCCAUUUAGUCCAGAUAAAAAGAAGCCAGUUGUUGUAUCAGGCCCGUAUAUAGUUUAUAUGUUACAAGAUCUCGAUAUACUUGAAGACUGGACAACAAUCAGGAAGGCAAUGGCAACGCUGGGUCCGCACAGAGUCAAAACAGAGCUUUUUCAACUGAUCCCUUUAGCCCCCGUGAAAUUGGAAAAGCAUUUGCACAGUGCUAGGUCGGAAGAAGGAAGAUUGUAUUACGAUGGCGAAUGGUACUUACGUGGCCAAACAAUCUGCAUUGAUAAGAAAGAUGAAUGUCCUACGAGUGCCAUAAUUACAACAAUUAACCAUGAUGAAGUUUGGUUUAAGAGACCUGAUGGAAGCAAGUCUAAACUUUACAUUUCCCAGCUGCAAAAAGGAAAAUAUUCAAUAAAACAUUCAUAGUCAAAUGUAAACUCAUUCUACCUGGUCUAGUAUUACCAUGUGUGAGAUGCCAUGGGAUUAAAACUGUAUUUAACUUUUUAUUCUCAUUGCAUUUUGAGAAUGUUAUAUCGUAGUUAGUACUGUGUGUAGAUUUCCAAAUGAUGUGUCUUUUUCUAUUCUCUUUGCAUCAUGAGAAUAAGUGUAUUGUAGGUAGUACUGUAUGUAGACUUCAUAUUGAUGUCUUUUUCUGAAAAUGGUGAUAGAAACUUAAAUCAUGUUGACCAAGACAUUUUACCUCGAAGUUGAGUCAGUGCCUAGUACAUGAAGAAUGACCUUCCAAAAAAAUAGCAGAGGUUUUCUAACAAAUCCAUUUUAUUUGGUUAAUUAUGCAAAGUGGCUUAUCUUCACUGAACAUUGUGUAGUUGUGCAACUGCUGCUUUUAUCCACAACUCACUUGUUUUUAUGUCCCUCUAACUCAUGUAUUUGUAAAUAAGCCUGAUAAAAAUAUGUUGCCUUUAGUUGGUUUUUGACAGUGUACGUGUUCUUAAAUCAGAAUUGGAAAUGUUUUUGUUUUUUUUUUAAAAAAGCUAUAUAUAUAUUUAUGUGUAUUUGGGGGGCCCUGACAGCUAAACGACCGCAUACCACGUGGAAUGAAAUUAAGCUUUUGAUUUUAAAAAGCAGAACUCCUAGAAGGAGCACUUUCCUAGACUAACAGCGCUCCUUCUGCCCGGGUGGUGUGAUGGUGAUUUUAGUUUUUCUCCAACUACACCGCGUAUCAAUUAAGAAAAAUUAGCGUCAUGUCAUAAUAUGUACAAUUAUGUGUACAUAAUAUGUACAUUAUGUACAUAAUAUGUACAUAAUAUGUACAUAAUAUGUGCUUCUCCUUGUUUGUAGCCGACAGGGGGCACGAAUGCCUGGUAUUUAUGCUGCAAGUGUGUAAGUGGUGACAAAUAACCAACCAACAGUAUUGUGGUGCAUGCUGUAUUUGCCCGAAUUAUAGCCUUUCCAAACAGAUUCUCAGCAGACACUUUUCAGAGGUGAAGAGAGAUCUGCAUGCUAGUUUGGCACGCAGGACAAAACCAAAAGACAUAACUUCCGUGCUAAAAUCCAUCCUUGCCCAGUCACCGUUCUUUUCCUUUAGUGUCUGUCUUCAUUAGGGCCGUUCCGUGCAAUUUCGCUAGUGUUGGCUUCCCCGCCCAGUUUCCUAUUCAAAUACUUUCAAAGCCUCAGGAAGAGUGAACAGAGUCGGAGCCCUUAAUAUGCUGGCACACAUUUGCCGUCCGCGGCAUAGGAGGGGGAAGACAAGCAUUAGUAUUCCUGGUGGGUCUGUGCACUUUACUAUCCGUUACUAUUGAUACUUGAGGGGAGGGGGACGAAACCGGACUGUUGACAUUGAAGGCGAGAUCGGGAUUAGCGUGGUUCCUUGCAACACUUCUUUACCUCUGAGGACGUCUUUCUGUGCAGAUUGCUACUUGACAGACAGUUGCCAAAUGUUAAAAUAUUUGACCUCUGCAGUUCAUCGUCAGCAAUGCUUUUGUCACUCUGUGUGUCUCAUUAACGCUAGCCAAAUGUACAAAAUGUAACAAUCCGUUGGUCAGUCUUUGACGGUUAAUUAUGUACACACUGUUUGAUAAACAUUUUUGUAAUAAGGUUCAAGUAUUUGUAUUUUUUAACUUAGGAUAUAAUAAAAAUGGUCUGUGGUAGAGUACCAUU